GCAUCCUGUAUGAAAAAGCCAUUUGAUUAUAGAGAAGUCCACUCAGUGAAAGAGGAUGCUGAUGAAAAUCUGAUGGAGGCACAGGGUCCAUCAUCCACAAGUCUGUUUAGUGAUUACCCUGCUAGUACUUUGAAUGAUGCAAAUGAUUCUGGAGAGAACCAGAGUACUGUUGGUGCCAUGAAUCCUUUAACUGCUGACUACCUGUCAAAGCAAGAUCAUCUUCUUUUAGACAUGCUCAGGUUCUUGUGCCUAUGUGUAACUGCAUCUCAGAACAAUACUGUGUCUUUUAGAGCAGCUGAUAUUAGAAGAAAGUUGUUAAUGCUACUUGAUUCUAGCACACUAGAUCUUACUAAAUCCCUCCAUCUACAUAUGUACUUAGGUCUUCUGAAGGAUCUCCCUGGAAGAGAACAUUCAUUGCCAAUGGAAGAUGUUGAUGAACUUCUAAAACCAUUAUCCCUUGCAUGUUCUCUGCAUCGUCGUGACCAAGAUGUUUGUAAAACAAUUUUAAGCCAUGUCCUUCAUAUAGUGACAAACCUAAGUCAGGGCAGUGUAGACACUGAGAGCACAAGGAAUGCUCAAGGACAGUUCCUGACAGUGAUUGGAGCAUUUUGGCAUCUAACAAAGGAGAAGAAAUGUAUAUUCUCUGUAAGAAUGGCAUUAGUAAAGUGUCUUCAAACUCUACUUGAGGCCGAUCCAUAUUCCAAAUGGACGACUCUUAAUGUAAAGGGCCAAGACUUUCCUGUAAAUGAAGUAUUUCCACAGUUUCUUGCUGAUGAUCAUCACCAAGUUCGGAUGUUGGCUGCAGGGUCAAUCAAUAGAUUAUUCCAGGAUGUGAAACAUGGAGAUUCUUCCAGAUGCUUGAAAGCACUACCUUUGAAGUUUCAGCAAACAGCUUUUAAAAAUGCAUACAUGAAAGCAGAGGCAGCCAUAAGAGAAGUGUCGUGUGAUACUCAGAACCCUGAUCUUCUGGAUGAGAUUCAUAAUAGAAAAUCUGUUUUACUGAUGGUGAUAGCUGUGAUCUUGCACUGUAGCCCUGUCUGUGAAAAACAGGCUCUGUUUGCCUUAUGCAAAUCUGUGAAGGAAAAUGGAUUAGAACCUCAUCUUGUCAAAAAGGUUUUAGAGAAAGUCUCUGAAUCUUUUGGGAGUAGAUGUUUAGAAGACUUCAUGGCUUCUCAUCUAGAUUACCUGGUUUUGGAGUGGCUGAACCUUCAAGAUACUGGAUACAACUUAUCUUCCUUUCCUUUUAUUUUAUUAAACUACACAAGUAUUGAGGAUUUCUAUAGGUCUUGUUACAAGGUUUUGAUUCCACAUUUGGUGAUUAGAAGUCAAUUUGAUGAGGUGAAGUCCAUUGCUAAUCAGAUUCAAAAGUGUUGGAAAAGUCUGUUGAUAGACUGCUUUCCAAAGAUUCUUGUGCAUAUUCUUCCUUACUUCGCCUAUGAGGGCACAGGAGACAGCAGCAUAACACAGAAGAGAGAGAUUGCUACCAUGGUCUAUGAUACACUUAAAGGCGAAGACUUACUAGGAAAACAGAUUGAUCAAGUAUUCAUUAGUAAUUUACCAGAGAUUGUGGUGGAGUUAUUGAUGACAUUACAUGAAACAGCUGAUUCUGAUGCCAGUCAAAGCACUGACCUCAGUGACUUUUCAGGGGAUUUGGAUCCUGCUCCUAAUCCACCAUAUUUUCCAUCCCAUGUUAUUAAAGCAACAUUUGCCUAUAUCAGUAACUGUCAUAAAACCAAGUUCAAAAGCAUUUUAGAAAUUCUUUCUAAAAUCCCUGAUUCCUAUCAGAAAAUUCUUCUGGCCAUUUGUGAACAAGCAGCUGAGACAAAUAAUGUCUAUAAAAAGCACAGAAUUCUUAAAAUAUAUCACCUGUUUGUUAGUUUAUUACUGAAAGAUAUGAAAAGUGGCUUGGGAGGAGCUUGGGCCUUUGUUCUUCGAGAUGUUAUUUAUACUUUGAUACACUAUAUCAACAAAAGGCCUUCUCAUUUCACAGAUGUAUCAUUGCGGAGCUUUUCCCUUUGUUGUGAUCUGUUAAGUCGAGUAUGCCAUACAGCUGUAACUCACUGUAAGGAUGCUCUAGAAAACCAUCUUCAUGUUAUUGUUGGCACACUUAUACCGCUUGUGGAUUAUCAGGAGGUUCAAGAACAGGUAUUGGACCUGUUGAAAUACUUGGUAAUAGAGAAUAAGGACAAUGAAAAUCUCUUUGUCAUGAUUAAACUUUUGGAUCCUUUUCCUGACCAUGCUGUUUUUAAGAAUUUGCGGCUUACUCAACAGAAAAUCAAAUAUAGUGGAGGACCAUUUUCACUUUUAGAGGAAAUUAACCAUUUUCUUUCAGUAAGUGCUUACAAUCCACUUCCACUGACCAGGCUUGAAGGACUGAAGGAUCUUCGAAGACAACUGGAACAACAUAAAGAUCAGAUGCUUGCUCUUAUGAGAGCAUCUCAGGAUAACCCACAGGAUGGUAUUGUGGUGAAGCUGGUUGUCAGCUUAUUGCAGUUAUCCAAGAUGGCAGUGAACCAGACUGGUGAAAGAGAAGUUUUAGAGGCUGUUGGAAGGUGUUUGGGAGAAAUAGGUCCUCUGGAUUUCUCUACUAUAGCUGUACAGCAUAAGAAAGAUACAUCUUAUACGGAAGCUCAUGGGUUACCUGAAGAUAAAGAACUUCAGUGGACCUUGAUAAUGCUGACCACCCUGAACAAUACACUGGUAGAAAACAGUGUCAAAAUUCGAUCAGCUGCUGCUACCUGUUUGAAAAACAUUUUGGCUACAAAGACUGGACACAGUUUCUGGGAGACUUAUAAGAUGUCUGAGGAUCCCAUGCUGACCUAUCUACAACCUUUUAGAACAUCAAGGAAAAAGUUUUUAGAAGUACCCCGAUUUGUUAAAGAAGAUGCCUUUGAAGGCCUGGAUGAUGUGAAUCUGUGGGUCCCUCAAAGUGAAAGUCAUGACAUUUGGAUAAAGGCACUGACAUGUGCCUUUUUGGACAGUGGAGGCAUAAAAAGUGAAGUUCUUCAGUUAUUAAAGCCAAUGUGUGAGGUGAAACCUGACUUCUGUCAGACUGUGCUGCCAUAUUUGAUCCAUGAUGUCCUACUCCAAAAUACACAUGAAUCAUGGAGAACUCUGCUGUCUACACAUGUCCGAGGAUUUUUCACUAGCUGUUUUAAACACUUUUCACAGGCAAGCCGAUCAGCAACUCCUGCAAAUUCAGAUUCAGAGCCAGAGCACUUCCUCAGAUGCUGUUUGGAUAAAAAUUCACAAAGAACAAUGCUUGCUGUUGUCGACUAUAUGAGAAGGCAGAAGAGGCCUUCUUCAGGAACAGCUUUUGAUGAUGCUUUCUGGCUGGAUUUGAAUUAUCUGGAGGUUGCAAAGGUGGCUCAGUCUUGUGCUGCUCACUUCACGGCAUUGCUCUACGUAGAGAUCUACUCAGAUAAGAAAAGCAUGGAUGAGCAAGAGAAAAGAGAUGUUCUUAUGGUAAACAGAAGUCCAACAUUUGAAGAAGGAAGUCAAGGUACAACUAUUUCUAGUUUGAGUGAAAAAAGUAAAGAAGAAACUGGAAUAAGCUUACAGGAUCUUCUCUUAGAGAUCUACAGAAGCAUAGGAGAGCCAGACAGCCUAUAUGGCUGUGGUGGAGGGAAAAUGUUACAACCCCUUACUCGAAUACGGACUUAUGAACAUGAAGCAAUGUGGGGGAAAGCCUUAGUAACAUACGACCUGGAGACCACAAUAUCUUCCUCAACCCGCCAGUCAGGAAUAAUUCAGGCCUUACAGAAUUUGGGGCUCUCCCAUAUUCUUUCCAUCUAUUUAAAAGGAUUAGAUCAUGAAAAUAGAGAGUGGUGUGCUGAACUGCAGGAACUUUAUUAUCAAGCAGCAUGGAGGAAUAUGCAGUGGGACCUCUGCAGUUCUGCCAACCAAGAACUAGAAGGAGCCAGUUACCAUGAGUCAUUGUAUAAUGCUCUGCAGUCUCUAAGAAACAAUGAAUUCUCCACGUUUUAUGAGAGUCUCAGAUAUGCCAGAGUGAAAGAAGUUGAAGAGUUGUGUAAGGGCAGCCUUGAAUCUGUAUACUCUCUGUAUCCCAUACUUAGUAGAUUACAGGCCCUUGGAGAACUGGAAAACAUGGGGGAGCUUUUCUCAAGGUCAGUCACAGAUAGAGAUUGCUCUGAAGUGUACUUGAAGUGGCAGAAACACUCCCAGCUUCUGAAGGACAGUGACUUUAGUUUUCAGGAGCCACUCAUGGCUCUACGCACAGUAAUUCUGGAGAUCCUGGUACAAAAGGAAAUGGAGAACUCCCAAGGAGGAUGCUCUAAGGACAUGCUCACCAAACACCUUGUAGAAUUCUCUGUUCUAGCCCGAACCUUCAAGAACACCCAGCUCCCUGAAAGAGCAAUAUUUAAAAUUAAGCAAUAUAAUUCAGCUAUUUGUGGAGUCUCUGAGUGGCAUUUGGAAGAAGCACAAGUGUUCUGGGCAAAAAAGGAGCAGAGUCUUGCCUUAAAUAUUCUCAAACAAAUGAUCAAGAAAUUGGACUCCAGCUUUAAAGAGAAUGAUGCAGGUCUAAAGGUCAUAUACGCAGAGUGUCUGAGGGUGUGUGGCAACUGGCUGGCGGAAACUUGCUUAGAAAAUCCUGCGGUCAUCAUGCAGACCUACCUAGAAAAGGCAGUGAAAGUUGCUGGAAGUUAUGAUGGCAAAAGCAGUGAACUCAGAAAUGGACAGAUGAAGGCAUUUCUCUCAUUAGCACGGUUCUCCGAUACUCAGUACCAGAGAAUUGAAAACUACAUGAAAUCAUCAGAAUUUGAAAAUAAGCAAGCUCUCUUAAAAAGAGCCAAAGAAGAAGUGGGCCUUCUAAGGGAACAUAAAAUUCAAACUAACAGAUACACAGUAAAGGUUCAGAGAGAACUGGAGCUAGAUGAAUGUGCUCUCCGUGCACUGAAAGAGGAUCGUAAACGCUUCCUGUGUAAAGCAGUUGAGAACUACAUCAGCUGCUUGCUAAGUGGAGAAGAACAAGAUAUGUGGGUAUUCCGGCUUUGCUCCCUCUGGCUUGAAAAUUCUGGAGUUCCUGAAGUCAAUGGAAUGAUGAAGAGAGAUGGAAUGAAGAUUUCAUCAUAUAAAUUUUUGCCUCUCAUGUAUCAAUUGGCUGCUAGAAUGGGAACCAAAAUGAUGGGAGGCCUAGGAUUUCAUGAAGUCCUCAAUAAUCUGAUCUCUAGGAUUUCAAUGGAUCACCCCCAUCAUACUCUGUUCAUUAUAUUGGCCUUAGCAAAUGCAAACAAAGAUGAACUUUUGAGCAAACCAGAGGCAGCAAGGAGGAGUAGAAUAACCAAAAAUGCACCCAAAGAAAGCUCCCAGCUUGAUGAGGAUCGAACAGAAGCUGCAACCAAAAUAAUCCAUACCAUCAGAAGGGAGAGAUGUAAGAUGGUGAAGGACAUGGAGGCUCUCUGUGAUGCCUACAUUAUAUUGGCAAACUUGGAUGCCUCCCAGUGGAGGAGUCAGAGAAAAGGUAUCAAUAUCCCAACAAAUCAGCCAAUCACUAAACUGAAGAAUUUAGAAGAUGUAGUUGUUCCCACUAUGGAAAUUAAGGUUGAUCCCACAGGAGAAUAUGAAAAUCUGGUGACUAUAAAAUCAUUUAAAACAGAAUUUCGCUUGGCAGGAGGUUUAAAUUUACCAAAAAUAAUAGAUUGUGUGGGUUCUGAUGGCAAGGAAAGGAGACAGCUUGUCAAGGGCCGUGAUGACCUGAGGCAAGAUGCUGUCAUGCAACAGGUUUUCCAGAUGUGCAAUACACUACUGCAGAGAAACACUGAGACUAGAAAGAGGAAACUCACUAUCUGCACAUACAAGGUGGUUCCCCUCUCUCAGAGAAGCGGUGUUCUUGAAUGGUGCACAGGAACCAUCCCUAUUGGUGAAUAUCUUGUCAACAAUGAAGAAGGUGCUCAUAAAAGAUACAGGCCAAAUGAUUUCAGUGCCUUUCAGUGCCAAAAGAAAAUGAUGGAAGUGCAAAAGAAGUCUUUUGAAGAGAAAUAUGACACCUUCAUGACUAUUUGCCAAAACUUUGAACCAGUUUUCCAUUACUUCUGCAUGGAAAAAUUCUUGGACCCAGCUGUUUGGUUUGAGAAACGAUUGGCAUAUACACGUAGUGUAGCCACGUCUUCUAUUGUUGGUUACAUCCUUGGACUUGGUGAUAGGCAUGUACAGAAUAUCUUGAUAAAUGAGCAGUCAGCAGAACUGGUACACAUAGAUUUGGGAGUGGCUUUUGAGCAGGGUAAAAUCCUUCCCACUCCAGAAACAGUUCCAUUUAGACUCAGCAGAGAUAUUGUGGAUGGCAUGGGCAUCACUGGUGUGGAAGGUGUCUUCAGAAGAUGCUGUGAGAAAACCAUGGAAGUUAUGCGCAGUUCUCAGGAAACUCUGCUAACCAUUGUAGAGGUCCUUUUGUAUGAUCCACUCUUUGACUGGACUAUGAAUCCUUUAAAAGCUUUGUAUUUGCAGCAGAGGCCAGAAGAUGAGACAGAUCUCCAUUCUACCCCCAAUGCGGAAGAUCAGGAAUGCAAACGAAGUCUUAGUGAUAUUGAUCAGAGUUUCAACAAAGUAGCUGAACGUGUCUUGAUGCGGUUGCAAGAGAAAUUGAAAGGCGUGGAAGAAGGCACUGUGCUCAGUGUGGGUGGACAGGUGAACUUGCUUAUCCAGCAGGCCAUGGAUCCCAAAAAUCUCAGCCGACUUUUCCCAGGAUGGAAAGCUUGGGUGUGACCUUCAGCACAGGAAUUACCCUUAAAUUCAGACUUCAAAAAUUACAUCUCAGCCACCAUAUUUGGAUAGGAAUUAUUUAAGUUAAUGACUGCAUUUGAACCAGUUUUCUACUUGAUUCAUCACCACCCAAAAAUUGGCAUUUCUGCUCUCAUAUGUUAGAAGUAAUAGUUACUCAAGAUCUUCUCCUAGGGUAAAUGUUGACCCUUAAGGUCAUGCUUGUACUGUUUUCAGUAGGAUCACCAAGGUACACAAUGAACUGUAAACAGCGGGAGCAGCAAAGUGAGCUUUACUUUUGGUGUGCAUUAGGACAAGUUCAUAACUUCUACUCUAAGAAGUUUUCAGUUAAAAUAUGUUCCCAAGAGCUGGGCACUGGUGGUGUACACCUUUAGCCCCAGCACUCGGGAGGCAGAGGCAGGAGGAUCUCUGUGAGUUCAAGGCCAGCCUGGUCUACACAGUGCAAAGCAAUACAGAGAAGACCUGACUCAGAAAAAAAAAAAGAAAAAAGAGAGUUCCCAGACAGUCAUUGUGUGUGCAUACACACACAUGCACACAACAAAGUACUUAAUGAUAUUGUGAAAAGCGUAGACUGUAAAAUUGUAAUUGUCAAUAUGUCAUGGGGAACUCACAUUAAUAUAAAUGUUGAGUUGGAGUCUAGCUCAGUGUAGAAAAUGUACCCAACCUGUCUGACGCCCCAAUUUCAAGACUAGAAUUGCAGAUUCAAGUGGGGGAAGCAUGUUGAAAGCAAAGUAGUAUAGGUUGAACAUCCUUAAUUCCCAAGCCCAAAACAUGUGGUGUUUCUGACAUAUUGGGUACAUUUCAGAGGUUCAGAUUAGGUGGAUAGCUAGUCUUAGCUUGUAGUCUGCACAAAUACUCCACAAUCUGAAAAUGUCCAAAACCAGAAGCAGCUCUGGUCCUCAGUAUUUUUAGGAGGGGACACUGACUAAUUUCAAGCCAGUCCUGGUGGCACACCCCUUUUAUACUAGCACUCAGGAGGCAGAAGCAGUCAGAUCUCUGAAGUAGAGGCCACCCUGGUCUACAGAGGUUCUAGGAUAGUCAAGGCUACACAGAGAAAUCGUGUCUCUAAAACCAAAGCAGAAGAAAUGGUCUGAUUUCAGUUGCAGGGUCACUCAGCAUUCCCAAGUGAUGAGGUCUAUAGAGGAAGAGCAUGGCUGGUGUAGCUAGUGGUGUUUAAGUGAGUUCUGUGCUUUUUCUCUUUCAAGCCCUUUAGUAGUCACCAUUGCUGUAUUUUUCUCUUCUUACGUUUCUUCUAGUUCACAAAUUCUCCUGUUAACUACAUCUGUUCUCCUGUUAACCCGUUCAUUGGAUUCUUUCAAAAAUUAGUUUUCAGGGUUGACAAAAUGGCUCAGUGGGUAAAAGUGCUUGCUAUGCAAGGCUGAUGACCUGAGUUCCAUCCCCAGAACCCAUGUAAAGGUGGAAGGGCAGAAUCAGCAGAGCUGUCCCCUGACUCCACAUGCUUGCCAUGGCACGUACAUGUCCACAUACACAUACUCACAACAAUUAAGUUUAAACUUUUUAGAUUUCAUUUGCAGCUGUGUGCCGUGGAACUAACAGAUCCACCUGUUUCUGACUCCGAAGUGUUGGGAUUAAAGGUGUACACCACCACAUUCAGCUUAAUUAACUUUUCAAGUCCUUUCCCGUCACCAUCUUAAACAUCUCAUUCUGUGAUCCCUCUGAUAGUUUUAUUAAGCUAAGGGCUGGGUGUUUGUAUUGUUGAUUUUGGGGUUUAGUGGGCUAAUUUGUCAUUUUGAAAGGUGAACUCAUUUUUAGCCCCCUUCACACACAUGCAUGCGUGCUCGUGCGUGCGCGUGCGCGUGCACACACACACACACACACACACACACACACACACACACACACACACACACACACAAUGUGUGUGUGAGAAUCCUGGGUAGCCUCGGUAAAGAGUGAUUCUUUAAAAUAGCUUGCUAAUAUCUCAUCCCCAGGGACAUCACAGACAUUUCUGGCUCCAGGGCUUUAGAUCUCAGGAGUAGUGUAGAUUUCUGAGAGCAGAAGAGUCUCCUAGGCCAUGGUUACCUGAUUUCUGUCCUCUCUGUGAUAAUAGAGUGUUUUACUGGUACCAUUUUCGUGAAGACUAAGCCUGCAUGUGUCUCACCAUGGUGGCAGGGUGAAGGGAGGUGCACUUAAUGCCUCUCACUUGCUGUUUGCAAGCCUAAGAUUCUUUAGUCCAUAUAUAUAUGUGUGUGUAUGGAUGUAUGUAUGUAUGUAUGUAUGUAUAUGUAUAUGUAUAUAUGUAUAUACACAUAUACUCUCACACAUAUAUACAUGGUUACACAUAUAUGCAUGGUUACACAUAUGGGUAUUUAUAUAUAUACACCCAUACACAAAGCCAAACUCUUAGUUUCUGCAAAUUGUUAAGAAAAUUAUUUUGUAUUUUAACUUUCCUUCUUAGUGUCUUUUGUCAGAGUUGCUUAUGGAUAUUUGGUAUCUACUGAUGUAGUAAAUCAAGAGAAUGUAUUACACUUAGAAUGUCUUUAAGAAAGUGUUGACCUCUUUGUAGAUAGAGGAUGAUAUUAACUGAUAAGGGCUAGCUAAAUGAAUUUGUAAUGUUUCUGUAGUUAAAUCACUGAAGAGGUUAGAAUUAUAUAAUUGACCCAUUCUUCACCUUUGAAUUAUAUGCCACAAACAUAUGCUAUUCAGAUUUUAUCAAUGGCUUUGAAAAGUCUGUAUCAGGUUUUUCAGGGAAACCUAGAAGCAGCUAAUUGAAAUGUGAAAAGAUUAAGUUAGAAAAUAUUUUUGACAGGCUUGAUUAAAAUGGGCAGUUACCAGGAGCCAAUGAGGUUAGCUUUACAGGUAUUUCCUUUAUGCCAAGUACCUGAUAUGUCUAUGAUAAGCAACACUUCUGAUUCUUACAACAAAACCUGAUGCCAGGCAGUGGUGAUGCACACCUUUAAUCCCAGCACUUGGGAGGGAGAGGAAGGUGGAUGGAUCUCUGUGAAUUCGCCAGCUUGUUCUACAAAGUUAAGUUCCAGAAUAGCCAGCUAGUUCUCUUGUUACACAAAGAAAUAGAGAAGCUGCUAGAAAAGGAAGUUGGACAGCUAAUGUGUCUAGAGGGAGGGAGGCAACAGCCCCUCUCCCAACCUUGUGUUCUUGUACCCCCUCAAAGUGCUUCCAAAUCGGGCCCCAAAUCUAAGGUCAUCAUAGUGUUCACUUAAAAUGGGAAAAAAUGUGCGCCUAGAAAUCUGUCACAAAUUUAAAUAUGGUGUAAAAGGAACAAAAGCAAAAAGACAGAACCUUGCACACCUUAAGGUUUAUAAUAACCAUCUUUUUAAGAAGGCCAGUAUAAAAGAGAGAAAAGUGCCAUUUCAAGUGUUUUAGUUGCACCUUAAAGGAAUUACAUAUUUUAUAUAGAUUUGUUUAGCACUUUUAAAUGUAAUUCUGUUACAUUGUUACUUGAAUGUUAUAAUUUUUUAAAUAAACUGUACAAGUUUAUAUUAACUAUA
Messenger RNA from Cricetulus griseus (Chinese hamster), 10208 nucleotides. NCBI's taxonomy places the organism in Eukaryota, Metazoa, Chordata, Mammalia, Rodentia, Cricetidae. The record is from RefSeq and is a predicted model, not a curated record.